Molecule: messenger RNA, 624 nt
Organism: Aureobasidium melanogenum CBS 110374
Lineage: Eukaryota; Fungi; Ascomycota; Dothideomycetes; Dothideales; Saccotheciaceae
Exons: 3
Coding region: 1-624 (207 amino acids)
Source: RefSeq, a predicted model, not a curated record
AUGGCACCCAAGACCACGCUGUCCGCGCGCGAUGUCGAGGUUCUCGCAGCCGCCUUCCAAUGUCUGAAGACUCCCCCUGAGAUCGACUUUGACAAGCUCGCCGAAAGAGCUGGCUACAAGAACGGUCAAUCUGCUCGUGCAUGCUUCCAGGACAUCAAAAAGAAGCUGCGUGCUUCUGGCAACGAUGCCGAUGGUGACGGUGCCACCAAGAAACCCACGGCCGCCAAAUCCAGAAAGCGCAAACAGCUCGCUUCACCUGCCGACUCUUCUCCCAUGAGCCUCGCCGGCUCCUCUCCUCCCAUCAACUCCGACGACGAAACCAAUGCACCUGCAAAGAAAAAGUCCAAGGCCAGAGGCACCAAGUCCAAGAAGGCCAUCGCCACAACCCCAGAAACCGAAGAAGACAUCUGCAAUGCUAAGGCCAUUGCUGCUGGAAGAGCCAGAUACACUGCCGAUAAACUGGCUGCCGAGAUCAAGAAGGAGGCGAAUGAUGAUGAUGAUGAUGGAGCUUGGGUUGACGAAGCUGAGCCUUUGGGGAUGAACAUUGAUGAAGGAGAGGAUGAGGGAUUGACUGCGUAUCAGUUGGUCAAGAACGAGGUCCUUGGCGACGGCGUUGAGGUUUAA